This is a messenger RNA of Aspergillus novofumigatus IBT 16806, 363 nucleotides long. RefSeq lists its product as uncharacterized. The record is from RefSeq and is a predicted model, not a curated record. Bases 1 to 363 code for a protein of 120 amino acids. Lineage: Eukaryota; Fungi; Ascomycota; Eurotiomycetes; Eurotiales; Aspergillaceae. The transcript has 2 exons. Gene Ontology annotation, cellular component: cytoplasm. Gene Ontology annotation, molecular function: 5'-deoxynucleotidase activity.
AUGGCUCUCGUCCACGACAUGGCUGAGUGCCUGGUUGCUCUUCCCGGGCGUGACGGACAUCAACACAUCCACUGCCCUCUUCCGGGAGUACGAGGAGGAUCAGACCCUAGAAGGCAGCUCGUGCAUGACAUUGAUAAGUUGGAGAUGGUUCUGCAGACGUUCGAGUACGAGCGUUGUCAUCAGCGUGAUCUGUUGGAGUUUUAUCACGUCAUGGAUGCGAUUCGCUGGCCUGAAAUGCGCGACUGGGGGUUGAUGACGAUGAAGGAGCGCGAGGCGUUUCGAGCCGCUACAUCCAAAGGCGAGAUUGAGAAUGAUCCGGCUAAGACGUGGCGAUCGAUGUCCUGGAAGGUAGAGUCCAUGUAG